AUGCUUCCGCCAAAAGACGACCAUCUCAUCCUCGACUUCUCUGGCCCACCACCAGACUUUUCUCUUUACGAUGCAGAGUUCUUUCAAGUAGGCUACGAGGACAUCGUAUCACACGAUCCCCAUCUCAAUACAGAUGGAGAAGCUCUGUAUCGUUUUCUUAUUGCCCAAUCAGCCAGAAUCCCCUUUUGUCGUCUCCAUUGUCGGGGAACUCACACAGAGCACAAGAGUCGUUGGGUAACCGACCGCGACAGCAACGGUCGCACCCAGUCCCGUCGCGAGACCUACUCAGAGACAGUCACCGAUUUUGACUUUUGCAUUGACAUCAAGCCUGGUCAAGAACUUGACCCACAGCCAACCCAUUGGUCCGUGGCAGACCAUGAGCCAGCGUAUCGUGGUCUUAUGGUUCGCGAGGUAGAGAUGCCCUUGGCUGCAGGGAAGCGCACAGCAACGAGGAAGGAGAUCAAAGAGUACAAGGCUUUUGUCGCACAACGCAAGGCCCUUGGUCUACCGCCCUGGGUUGCCGACCUCAAUACCGUCUGGACAGAGGGCGUGUCGGAGCAGGAUCACGUCCUUAAAUCCUCAAUGUCACUCCGCCAGUGGGCCGACGAGUAUUGCGCCAGCCCAAAGUAUCUAAAAGAGUUCGUCUAUGACCAAGUGAGUUCUCGACUCCAAUUAGUCACUACAGAGUGCCUGACCCAACAAAAGGUGCUUUACGGUUGGGACAUGCAGGAACUUGAAGACGCAAUCUGUGCCAAUAUAAAGUCUACUCCCUACAAUGGAUCCCUUGAAGUCGACUUUACCAUGCACCGCUCAAAGAUUUACAUUCGUCCAGACAACAAACUGUCCAGAAUGUUGUCCAACAAAUGGCUCAAAUUCCUUUCCAUCAUUCUCUUGGUAUUCCCCUUUAUUUGGCUUUUCAAGCGUUUCCAUUCACGGGGAGGCGGCCGCUGGGAAGUCUGUGGAGGCGCCUACCCGUUGAAGCGCUGGGUUCCUCUUGACGAUGUCGAGGAGGACUCUGACGCUGCGCCUCCGACAUACGAUGCAAAGUCUGCACCAUCGGCUGGCCCAUCGACAAUGAGGGCUUCAUCCUCAAAACUUAUCCAAACGUCGACUGGCCCAAAGAAAUUGCUUGGUUUGAGGGAAGGUGAUUGGUUCAGGUCAUGGGAGCAUGUCAUAUCCAGAGCCGUCGUAGGCCGCUAUCAAUCCACGGAACCUCUCCUUGAAAACCGAGUUCAAUUUCCAAUGUUGGAUGGCUACAAUGACCCACUUUGA
Messenger RNA from Laccaria bicolor S238N-H82, 1272 nucleotides. RefSeq lists its product as uncharacterized. Lineage: Eukaryota; Fungi; Basidiomycota; Agaricomycetes; Agaricales; Hydnangiaceae. The record is from RefSeq and is a predicted model, not a curated record. Bases 1 to 1272 code for a protein of 423 amino acids. The transcript is spliced from 2 exons.